AUAAAAUCGCGCCCAACGCUGUUCCAGAGGCGUCGGACAUUAAGAGGGGCAGCGAUUUUCGAGAAGUCCUGGAUGAAUCGACAGUAGUAAGAAACCAAGCCGAUGAAUCCACGGAGCUGACGGAGAUUA
Racocetra fulgida is the source of this 129-nucleotide messenger RNA. The record is from the annotation of a GenBank genome assembly. NCBI's taxonomy places the organism in Eukaryota, Fungi, Glomeromycota, Glomeromycetes, Diversisporales, Gigasporaceae.